CAACGGGGGCGCGGCAACGUCACGGCAGCCGGUUCUCAACGCAGCUGCCCACUGUAGAGCCGCUGUGUGUACCUUCCGGCACCUGCGGGCUGGAGGGAGCGCUUUCCACAGCCGUGUCCGAACGUUCUUCGUCUGUCCUUAUCCGCUUUAUCCUGCCUCAAGUCGCGGAGAGCAGCCUCCCGCCGCGACCCACCUCUGAGGCCCGGGCCAGAAGCUAGAGGCGGUCUGUCCGGUUCCCGCUGGUCCUCGACCCCCGUGCCCGUGGAGCCAGCCAGCCGCCCGCGGCCUCGGCGGGACGAUGCUGGAGUCCAUUCGCGUGACGGAAAAGCUUCACUGGCCUGAGCAAGAACUCGCUAAGAAGUCUGUUCUAAAUGCAGAAGAGUCAUUGAUCAUUGACAGCAAAAGAAGCAUUUCACAUUUAUCUUCUGGGAUACUAAAGGACAUUUUCACAACUGGAACCAGUAGUUACAAUGUCCUACUACAGAGCAAAGAGGAGAAAAAGCAUCAUUCACAAAAACAGUCUUCCUCUACGUACUCCAAAAGAUGUAGAAAACCCAGCAAAUCUCCUAGUUCUUCUCGUAGUAAAGAUCUUCGCAAGAUGAAAGCCCCGGUGUCUAUGAUGAGCAGUGGUACUUGGUAUUGCCUAGAAAGGCAGCCUGGUGUCUUUGUCACUAGUUCAGUGUCGAGUCCUCUAAAGUUUACACAUGAUAUCUCUGUUACAGGGAGCAGCAUAGUACUGCCACCUAAACCCAAAAACAAAGUAAAGCGACGCCAUUUCUCUGCUCUGCCAAAGCCAAAGCUGCAGCCUCAGUUGUCUAGAAGUUUUGAAAAAGGAGAUGACUUUUCUGGGAAGAAAUUUUGUAUACUGACUGCUAUAAAGCCCACCAACUUGGAGAAAGAGAAACUGAGAUUCUUCAAAUCUGAUUAUACCUACAAUCCUCAGUUUGAAUAUGCAAACCCAUCUCUGCCAAGUGUGUUAGCCAAACACAGCAAUGCAUCAGACCGAUUUCUUAAACAGUCCAUCAAUAUUAUGGAACUGACUUUACAGAAAUAUGGAAGUUAUGAAAAGUUUGAGCAGGCCACUGGUGGCAGCCUGCUAUCUAAAACUCGAAUCUGGAGUCAUGUUCGGAAGUACAUGAUGAAAGAAGGCUGCCUGGGUGAGAUUGUAGUUCAUCUCACUGAAGAUCUGCUUUCCCGAGCUUCAAUGACCGUGGUAAAUGGGUGCCCAACACUGACCAUUAAUGUUUCCACAGCACGUGAGCACUGGCUGGAGGGAAUGCUGAGGCAUGAAAUAGGCACACAUUAUUUUCGAGGUAUUAACAACCUUCAGCAGCCAUGGAACAGUUGGACUGGCCGUAAAAAACAUGAGCUAAAGCCAAACAAUCCCACAGAGGAAGGACUGGCAAGUAUUCACAGCGUCCUUUUUAGAAAAGACCCCUUUUUAUGGAGGGCGGCCCUCCUCUACUACACUGUUUAUCGAGCCAGCCAAAUGUCUUUUUGCGAACUCUUCAAAGAUAUUGGAAAGUUUGUCAAGGACCCCAAUACCAGAUGGGAUUAUUGUGUACGAGCCAAGAGGGGAUGGACUGAUACUUCUCAACCAGGCUGCUUUAGUAAAGACCAGGUAUACUUGGAUGGGAUCCUGCAAAUUCUCCGGUACAGAGAGACCAUUGACUUUCAUCUACUGACUGCCCUGGGCAAGGUCUCUUAUGAAGAUGUGGAUCGCUUGAAAGGAUUGGCAGUUAUUGAAAACAUGAGGGUCCCUCAUUUCCUGCAGGACCAUGGCCGAUACAUGGAACAUUUAGAGAAAAUUAUGGAAGUGAAUGAACUGACCGACAGGGAACUGAAAGAUCUUAUAUAUUAAUCAGCAUUCUUACAGAUGUAGCUAACCUAUUAACCAAUUAGGUGCAGUUAGCACCAGCUUAUUUAUAAAAACAAUAACUGUUUACAUGACUUUUCUGUAGAAUGAUCUGCAGUAUUCAGCUGAAUUUUUAAAAGUUAAGUACAAACCUUAAACUGUUUCCUUAACAUGUUUCUAUAGGCUGCAGGGGAAAGUUCCUCCUAUUUUUAUCUGAAUCUCAACAGAGUCCAACGAAAAUACUACUGGUGAGUUUUUCGGUUUUGUUUUUUUUUUUGAAGAAUCUUGGUCAAAUUGAGUGAUAGGCUGUCUGGGCAGUGAGCAUUGCUCCUUGGUGCUUCUGCCUGAGCACCAAGACUAGCCCUGACUAUAGAGAUAGAACACUGGAAUUCAGACUCCCAAGAUUAUAUUUUAUUUUAUAAAUAAUGGUAAUUCUCCUUUGAAAAGUUAGUUCUGUUAUGCUCCCCAAACGUAGCUGUAUUUAAGACUUUUUAUUUCUCUUAGAUGUUAAGUAAUGUUAAAGAGAGAGGGAAAGUAGUUU
This is a messenger RNA of Lontra canadensis (Northern American river otter), 2396 nucleotides long. It is a transcript of the gene MATCAP2, whose product is annotated as KIAA0895 ortholog. The coding region runs from base 299 to 1861 and encodes 520 amino acids. The transcript is spliced from 7 exons. The record is from RefSeq and is a predicted model, not a curated record. Lineage: Eukaryota; Metazoa; Chordata; Mammalia; Carnivora; Mustelidae.